Messenger RNA from Mercenaria mercenaria, 5459 nucleotides. RefSeq lists its product as uncharacterized. The transcript has 4 exons. Bases 1522 to 2907 code for a protein of 461 amino acids. Gene Ontology annotation, biological process: sensory perception of taste. Gene Ontology annotation, cellular component: membrane. NCBI's taxonomy places the organism in Eukaryota, Metazoa, Mollusca, Bivalvia, Venerida, Veneridae. The record is from RefSeq and is a predicted model, not a curated record.
GAUUUCAUCACUUAAAAGAAUUUUGUUUGGAUGUUUUUCAGAAUCAUGUGCAUAUAUUUUUAGCUCAACGGUUAUCCGAAUAAAUGGAGAAAGGUUCGAUUGUUCAUUCUAAAAAGUAACUCACUGCGGAAUAACUACAAAUAAUUUUACUAGAUAAAUAUAAUGCUCGGUAUAGGACAUAUACUCAGUAGCGUUUCAGCGGGCUAGUCCCAAGUCGUUUAGAAUGAACAUUAAUUAAGGCAUCGUGGCGGUGUGUUACUGGAAUAAUGUAAAUAGUUCGUGUGGAUGUUCGAUACAGGAUAACUGCACAGUUCUGCUUAGAUGUAUGAAAGUAAUAUAACUGUUACCAUUUCUACAGAUAAAGCUAAGUUUGCGGAAUAAUGUGAUUAGUGAACGUUAUUGGUUAAAGUACAGGGUAAAUGCAAAAAAAAAUAAAAAUAAAUAAAAAAAUAAUACAAAUGAUAACAGUAACCCAGUGGGAUUGUGGUGGCUCCAAUAUCGUGGUUGAUCGUUUAUUUCGAUAACAAGGCUUUGUGGAAUAAUAAAACUAAAUAUUACUGGAGGAAUGUAAAUACUGUGUGUAAAUGUUCUAUUUAGGACAAUAAUUGAUGCAUUAAUUAACCAAAUCAAUGAGCGAUUCAAAAGAACUAAUGGAUAUCAAGUUACUCAAAACAAAGAAAUCCGUUUAACUCUUUGCUGAAAUAAUGGUUACUAAAAUCAGAUCUGGGAAAUAUUAUUUAGAAUUUCGUGGUUUUAGUACUCUUUCUGUCAAACAAGGGUAAAGCUUUAUACGGCUGUGGGGUUCUCAAAUUUCAUACCUUACAUUGCAUUAAGCUGUUCGAUAUAAUAACAAAACAAAACAAUUGAUUUUGCAUCAAAUCUGCGAUCUGGUUUAUUUACUUUCAUAUGAUAUACGUAUAGGGAGAGACAAGAAACUAAAAUGCAUUACUGACAAAACACAGAAUUUACGAGGAAAAUGGGUGUGCCAUCUGGUUAUAAUGCUUAACAAAAGGAAACUAACUUUCUAUAUUUUUCAAAGUAAUUGUUGAACUUAAUUGGUCACACAGACUCUCCCUAUUAUAGUUUAAAUCAUACAAAUUGACAUUAUAACGUCGAUAAAAUAUGUUGUUUCAGUCAUUACAGGAAAGUAUAUGAUCGUGUGGGAUAGUCAAAGCUGAAACCUUUGUUAUAAACGCGUUCACUGCAUUUUGUAUAUUGUGAAAAGUGUAUAGGAUUUUUGGAAAUACAAUAUUUACCUUGCGGAUGGCCAUGCACGUACAUUGUGAUACGCGUGCCUGUAAAUAAGUGCAAAAUUGAUAAAUUCUGAGAACUUUUGAAGGGAUUAACUAAAUUAAUUGGGAUGGUAACACUUUCCAGGACCACAUCAUAUAAGUGUGGAAUAUCCGUUUAUAAGCUAGGUAACACUGAAGGAUUUUUUUCUUAAAUUAAAGAAUAUUUCAGACAAUAACAUAUAUUUUGUGGAGGAAGACCUGGAUACUUUUUAAAAGAAUAAUAUUCAAAAUGCAUCGAAAUCGAAAACCCAAUCACUGCAAGGACAGUUCGACAGAAAACGGCGGAUGCACUCAAGGUCAAGGUCAAGACCACGAUCCAGAUACAGAUAAUAACGGCAAUCAUGAAGUUGCGGUGGAGCUCGAACCAAGGGCUACUUGUGAGUGUAAUGACUAUUCAGGGAUGGAAAUUUAUCGUCAGUUAAGACCCCUUCUUAUAUGUAUGCGAAUAUUCGGCUUAUUCUUCAAACGAACUACAUUUCGAGGCCGAAGCAACAGACCGCAGAUGGAAGUUAUUGUUUUGUACUGUUUUGUGGUCAAUUUUCUAUUGGUAAUGAAUGUAUUGCGGUCUUUCACAGUUUACAGAAUGGCAGACGCAUUUGAUAAUGUUCUCGUGCAAAGAUUACUCUUCACAAUUUGGAGUACAGAAUGUGCUUUUAAAGGUCUUCUGUUGAUGUGGAACUGUUACAAACAAAAUGGCCUCCCAAAGUUUUUCCGCGAGUGGGACAACACAUGUGGUAAUAUCAAACUAAACAAAAUGUGCCACUUUAUGAUGAAGAAAUUUCUUUUUCUGUCGUUUAUAUUUAUAAUAUUCAAUUCCGUCGUGUUUUCCUUAAUUCUUGUCUAUGUACCAAUACUGAAAAAUAUUUACCUAGAAGUGGUUUGGAAAAAUGCAGUGAUGUAUGAAAACCAUGUCAUCUUUAAGACCAUUCUUGGAAUACUGGCUGUUUUGAAUUCUUCGGCGUCAAUGUUCCCAGUUUCAUUGUUUGUGGUAUUAUCAUUCGCAGUCAGUGAGCAGUUGAAAAAGUUCACGAAUGACCUAACAACUGCGAUAGCAGAAGACGAUUUUAAUGGAAGGAUAGAGGACUUCCGGUUACGUCAUCAAAAUUUGUGUGUUCUGGUGGACAUUUUGGACCGCAUAUUCGCACCCAUGAUUGCUGCAGUAUUUAUAGCGAAUAUUCCAAUGUUUUGCCUGGUUUUAUACACGUUAGUGACAACCAUAGAUAUCCACAUAUCGUUAGUGCUGAUAAACCUUUUCUGGCUGUGUUUCAUUCUCCUGCAGAUGACGAUAGUGUCCGUGACCGCGGCCUGGGUCAAUGUCAAGGCCCACUCUCCAUUAGACCAUAUCUACAGCAUUCGAUUUUCAACAACAUCAAACGCCGUACAAUUACAGAUGUUGUUGUUUUUGAACCGCCUAACAGGCACACAAAUUGGUUUAACGGCCAUGAAAAUGUUUGUGAUCGAUAAACCAACCAUUCUUACGGUAGCAGGCAUGAUGGUGACAUACUUCGUUCUUCUUAUACAGUUCAAGAUGCCACUAUCGCCUGACUGUCACUGUAAUAUUACUGGAACAGUUUUCCUGAACAAUGGGACAUUAACCGUGUCACAGACUUCUUAAGAGUGUCAUAUUUUGAAAUCAUGUCAUAUAUUUCUUAUCAAUGCGACAUUGAUCGUGUCACAAAUUUUCUAACAUUUCUUCAUUACAUGUGAUAUGGUUUUCAUGGAGAAAAAUACCACAAAGGUUCUUUUAAAAUGACACGAGAAUGUUUCGAAAUAAUUGUAUUCAAUUGUCAAGAAAAAUAUUCCUAAUUGACAAAAUUCAUUUUAUGUCACAAAUAUCAUGAAGCUACAUUGUUUGUUGAUAAUAUCGUUGCUAACAUAUUCUGUUAAAGUUGUAACAGGUUACUGGCCAAUAUUCAAUGGAUCAUGUGAUAUUAGUUGUAUAACUGCCUCAUUUAUAGUCGUGUCACAGUUUUCAUGAACGUAUAUCUACCAUCGCAAUUUUUGUAUAUAAUUGUAAUGAGUAAUAUUGCAUCCACAAAUUUCAUAGUAAAUAUCACACAUUUCAUACUAGCUAACUAUAUCCGAUGGCUUGUGUAAAAAAAUCAUGAAAAAUUGUCAUGAAUAAUGCAACAUUUUUCGUGUUAUGGAUACUCAUUAACAACACCACAUGUUCAGCACAAUAUAACAUAUUACAAUAUUAACAAUUUUAAACUGCAUUUUUAAUAUAUCACAUGAUCGUUUUCUCAAAAACAAUGCAAUACAAAUCGUGUCGUAGAUUUUGUGACAAAGUCCUACUACGUUUGUCAAAGCAUAUUUAAUAAUAUCCUUUUUCACAAUGUUCACAAUGUUAAGACAAAUGCAACAAUAAUUGUUUUGCAGUUUUCAAUAAUUUUGAGUUAAAGUUGUCAUUGAAAAAUAACAUAUAAUUCUUGAUAAAGGCGACCGUAGAUUCAGUAAUUUCUGUCAUUGAUCUUCAUAUGCUUAAAUUAUCAAUCUGAUCAAGUCAUUUUUCACGUCCCUGCACAGAAGCACUAUUUGGAGUCAUGACCUAAAUGCUGCAAAGUACUAUCCCUUUGGUAUUGGAAAAUUGCAGAACCAAGGGCACUUCUAGUGGUACAGCGUUUACUUCGAGCAUUUUGCAAGGUAAACAGGAACACACAGAGGGACUUAGGUUAGGAGAAUAAGGUGUGUGUAUGUGCUCAACUUGAAUAACCUUUUCUUGUUGCAAGAAUGAUCAUACAAUUUUACUUUUGUGGGCGAACGCAUUGUCAUGAAUAAUUUGUAUGUCUUUCAAACUUUUACUUGGCCAUUUGUCAUAGAUGUUUCGACGGCUGUGCAUACUUUAUUUUUGUAGAACUUGUAUAGGCUUACCCUCACAGAAAGAAACUUGAACUACGGGGCAAUUAGAAUUUAAGAAAUAACAUAUAAUGGAUUCUUCCUACUUUUUUGUCCUUUCUGCAUGCAUUGUUAUUUAUGUGUCACUGGGGCUCAAAAUAAUGGACCCAAGAUCCAGUCCUAAUGAGCAUCUUAUAAUUUUCUUGGGAUUAUAUUUAUUAUAUUUUUUUCAACAAUUGUUUUUUGCAGUGUAAGCUCUUGACAUUUUGGUCUAGUGUGAACAAAUGAGGGACACAUCUAGCACAAGCUUUCUUUAAUUUCAAACGUCCAGUCAGAAUAUGAUGGCCGGUAUCUUCAUAGACACUUAUUGUGUGAGCUGUUUCGGAAAUAGUACAUCGACUAUCUUCUUCUACCAAACACUUUAACGCAGCAGUUUUUUUUUCUUUUGUUGCUACAACAACAGACCUGCUUGGAUGGUUACUGUCUUGAAAACUAUUUUGACCCCUUGACAGUUUUUAACCAUUAGUACAUUAGUUUCUGUGGAAGGCACUGAUGAUUACUGACAGAGUUUAUUGAAGCACCCUCGUUAUUAAUUGUGUAAUGGAAUCCAUGGACAUUUAUUGUCAGAUUUCCUAGUGUAACAGCUUUCAUUUAUGGUUUCGGAGGCUCGAGAAAAAUUCUCUUCAUAAUUAUUUAUUGCUUAUAAAAUGUAGAAAAUAAUUGUUGCAGUAUCACUUGUGUAAACUAAAUAUUAAAGAUCAUAGUUCCUAUGGAAUAUUCUGGAGUAAACUCACGCAGUAUUAAGAUUGCAGCACUUAUUUUUGAAAGUAUUUAGUCAACGUUAUUAUAUGUUACAUGGUUAUAAAUUUACAUUCAACCUAUUCAUUCCUUUGAAAAAUCAUGACGUUCAUUUGUAUGAAUCUUGAAAAGAAAGGUGCCAAACACCGCUUAUUGAUAACGUGCAUCUGUUUUGACGAUGUCCGCGUGUAGUCAGAGAGAACAUUUCUUAGACGACGUCACAGUUGUUAGAAUGGCCGGGAAGCAGAUCAUGUGCAAUGUAUAAAAGAUAGUAUAUAGCUGACACAUGGAAAUGUUAUGUAAAUAAAAGAAAUUUAAAGAAAUGAAUACUUUUGCGAGGUUCAUACAAAUUAAACGACAGAAUAAGACAGGUAAAAUAACCAUGUUUUUUUUUCAAGUAUUAAUAGCAAUAUUUUGUAUUCGGAUACGCACAUUGUCAAUGUAUAACGAUACAAUCAUACGUAAAAUGUGUUUUUUGUGAAGUAAAUGAAGUUUACAUUAGCAAUUCAUCAAAUUAAACAAUAAUCAAACAAA